Messenger RNA from Dothidotthia symphoricarpi CBS 119687, 471 nucleotides. Its product is annotated as CNVH-domain-containing protein. The record is from RefSeq and is a predicted model, not a curated record. The coding region runs from base 1 to 471 and encodes 156 amino acids. NCBI's taxonomy places the organism in Eukaryota, Fungi, Ascomycota, Dothideomycetes, Pleosporales, Dothidotthiaceae. The transcript has 2 exons.
AUGCCUUUCCACUACAGCGCUGAAGAGGGGUCGAUUCGCAUCGAGGACAACCACAUCCUGAAGGCACGCCUCAAGGACAUCAACGGUAACUACCAGGAUGCUGAGAUUGACCUGAACAACCACAUCGGUAACGAGAACGGCCACUUCUCCUGGGACGCCACAGGCUUCGGCGGCUCCGCUGAAAACGUUCACUUCUCCAUUGAGGGUGAUGGCUCCGUCCCUGUCCUGCGAGCUGGUCUUCAGGAUGUUGAGGGCAACUACCAAGAACGCGAUCUGAACUUGGCUGAGCGUAUCGAGAACAACAACGGCACCUUCUACUACAGUACGAUUCCUCGGCCCUAUAUCUACCUCGUAUCUGCUGCUAACGUCGACUCUAGACUAAGUUCGUCAAAUCGAAUUUCGUUGAAGCGGGGGAUUCUGCGCGGAGAUUCGAUACAUGUGCCUGCUUUCCAUAAUCUGAGCAGCACAUAA